Molecule: messenger RNA, 1519 nt
Organism: Arabidopsis lyrata subsp. lyrata
Lineage: Eukaryota; Viridiplantae; Streptophyta; Magnoliopsida; Brassicales; Brassicaceae
Product: 3-dehydrosphinganine reductase TSC10A
Exons: 4
Coding region: 263-1243 (326 amino acids)
Biological process (GO): sphingolipid biosynthetic process
Cellular component (GO): endoplasmic reticulum membrane
Molecular function (GO): 3-dehydrosphinganine reductase activity
Source: RefSeq, a predicted model, not a curated record
UUAUUUAUCUCUUUCAAUAAAUUGUGUAACAUAAUUUAGUUUACUACAACAAAUAAGGUAAUGAGAAGUGUUAAUUGUUUUAUUUUGUUACAUCAAUUUGUGAAACACAAUGACAAAAUCAUCACAGCCAAAAAUUCAAAAACGGCCGGUUUAGAUAGAAAUCCCUAAACCGAGUUUUUGGUUUGGUAUUUUUUUUUUUUUUGUUAUCUCCAAUAAAUUCGUAACGGAGCUUCACAUCGCCGAGAGCUUUGUCACGAGAUCAAUGGCGGCCAUUUCUCCUUUCUUCCUUCUCUUCCUCAUUCCCAUUGUCCCACUCUCGAUUCUCGCUAUCCUAGCCCUAAUCGUACGUCCUCGCCCCAUUAAGAUCCCUAUCAAGUCCCGUCACGUCUUCAUCACCGGUGGAUCUAGCGGCAUCGGUCUUGCUCUCGCCCACCGCGCCGCUGCCGAGGGUGCUCGUGUCUCAAUCCUCGCCCGAUCCGCCGGAAAGCUAGAGGAAGCUAAAAAGGAGAUCCAGCUCGCCACUGGUGUCGAAGUCGCCACAUUCUCCGCCGACGUUCGCGAUUACGAUGCAGUGUCGAAGGCGAUUGACGAAUCGGGACCGAUCGAUGUGUUGAUUGUUAAUCAAGGUGUGUUUACGGCGAAGGAGCUGGUGACACAUAGUCCUGAGGAUGUCAAAUUCACGAUUGACGUGAAUCUUGUUGGGAGCUUCAAUGUGAUUAAAGCCGCUUUGCCCGCCAUGAAAGCAAGGAAAGAUCGUGGGCCUGCUUCCAUCAGUCUCGUCUCCUCUCAAGCUGGUCAGGUGGGUGUCUAUGGUUACGCUGCAUAUUCAGCAAGCAAGUUUGGUCUUCAGGGUUUAGCACAAGCACUGCAACAAGAAGUUAUUGCUGAUGACAUUCAUGUCACUCUUAUUUUUCCUCCUGACACCAAUACACCCGGCUUUGAAGAAGAACAGAAGAGUAGACCUGACGUCACUGCCAUAAUAGCUGCAUCUUCUGGUUCAAUGGAAACAGAAGAAGUAGCCAGAAAAGCUAUGGAUGGCAUAAAAGCAGGAAAGUUCACUGUCUCAUGCAACUUUGAGGGAUUCUUACUGUCUCUCGCGACAACCGGCAUGUCCCCUCAAAGAUCAUUUUGGCUAGCAUUUCUCGAAGUAAUAACCGCAGGGCCUAUAAGAUUAAUCGCUCUCUUCUUUCAAUGGGAUUGGUAUAAAGCCAUUGAAAAAUGGAGCAAAACCAAAACCAAAUAAGAGCCCGACAAUGUUUCUUGAAGUUUUUUUUUGGCAGAAGCAGAAACAUAGAUGGGUACUUGAAACUUUCUUCUGAAAUUGGAGUCUCUCAGUCGUCUACCACGAUUAUUGCUGAUAGUUUUGUAGUAACUCGUCAAGAUUCAUGCCGGUCUUAAAACAAGCUCUGUUUUAUUUGUAGAGAAAUCAGAAAACUCAUUUGAAUGUAUUUUUUACUUGUUCAGGAAGUGAAUGUUUGCUUUUCAGUUUUCACAAUAUGAAUAUAAGAUGUUUUUGAAA